AUACUCAAUAACCCAUCUAAGUCUCUUUGGCCACAACAGAAACCUUGCAGAGCACGAGUUGAUUAUAUCAAUCAAAAUGGCUUCCAACACUUUGAUGAGCUGUGGCAUUGCCACCACAGCCUUCCCUUCAGUCCUAUCUUCUUCCAAGUCUAAAUUCGCCACCGCCGUCCAGCUCCCUAGUGUUGGUGCCAAUGCCACCUCCAGGUUCUCCAUGUCAGCCGAGUGGAUGCCCGGCCAGCCCCGGCCUCCUUACCUUGAUGGAUCCGCUCCAGGUGACUUUGGAUUUGACCCGCUUAGACUAGGAGAAGUGCCAGAGAACUUAGAAAGGUUCAAGGAGUCUGAACUCAUUCACUGCAGAUGGGCUAUGCUUGCUGUUCCAGGGAUUCUAGUACCAGAAGCAUUAGGAUUAGGAAACUGGGUAAAGGCACAAGAAUGGGCUGCAGUUCCCGGAGGCCAAGCAACUUACCUUGGCAAUCCAGUUCCAUGGGGGACUUUGCCUACAAUUUUGGUCAUCGAGUUCCUCUCCAUUGCUUUCGUAGAGCAUCAACGCAGCAUGGAAAAGGACACGGAGAAGAAGAAGUACCCCGGUGGAGCUUUUGACCCCUUGGGUUACUCCAAGGACCCUAAGAAGUUCGAGGAAUACAAAGUCAAGGAGAUCAAAAAUGGUCGGCUUGCAUUGUUGGCUUUUGUGGGAUUCGUAGUGCAACAAACGGCGUACCCCGGCACCGGACCUUUGGAGAAUUUGGCUACUCACUUGGCUGACCCAUGGCAUAACAACAUUGGGGAUGUCAUCAUCCCCAAAGGGCUUUUGCCUAAUUGAUCAUCCGAUAUCAAUUUACUUUGACCCCCUGUAAAAUUCCAUGUGACAUCUGCAAUGAACCAUAGCUUCUUCUCUUGGGCAUUUAUGAGUGAGCUCAGAAGCAAACGUUUACCAUCAGAGAUUUAUAUUGAUUAUCUGAAAGAACUGUACUUAAAGAUUAUCGUUGAAUAUAUCAGUAGUUCUUGUCAA
This is a messenger RNA of Argentina anserina (silverweed cinquefoil), 1009 nucleotides long. RefSeq names its product chlorophyll a-b binding protein 6A, chloroplastic. Lineage: Eukaryota; Viridiplantae; Streptophyta; Magnoliopsida; Rosales; Rosaceae. Bases 77 to 820 code for a protein of 247 amino acids. The transcript is spliced from 4 exons. The record is from RefSeq and is a predicted model, not a curated record. Gene Ontology annotation, biological process: photosynthesis, light harvesting in photosystem I; response to light stimulus. Gene Ontology annotation, cellular component: membrane.